AUGAAAACAUACUUCUUCAUCAUUGCCCUGGCCAGUGCGGCCUUUGGCCACAGCGUCGCCACCAUCGGCGUGCCAGCAACCGGCCUGGCAGCCGAUCCUUACGUAGCACCCGUUGUGUCUACUGCCGUACACCACGCCCCGACCUUGUCAGAAGCCUCCCGUGUGACCAGCUUUGAGACUGCUCGACCAGGAGUACCCCACACCGUGGCGAGAGUAUCUAGCUAUACACCCGCUGGCGUACACGCGGUCCACGCCUCGGUUCCUACCGCCGUGACUGGUGCCGUACAUGUACCUGGUUACACCUACUUGCCACGCUACAGCCACCGCUACGAUGGCAGCGUGGCAGCCACUCCUUACGUGGCACCGGUUGUGUCUACCGCCGUGCACCAGGCGCCUACCGUGUCCGAAGCCUCGCGUGUGACCAGCUUUGAGACUGCUCGGCCGGGGGUCCCGCACACUGUGGCCGCAGUCUCCAGCUACACUCCCGCUGCUGUCCAGACUGUCCACGCCUCGGUUCCUACCGCCGUGACUGGUGCCGUACAUGUACCUGGUUACACCUACUUGCCACGCUACAGCCACCGCUACGAUGGCCGCGUGGCAGCCACUCCUUAUGUGGCACCGGUGGUGUCUACCGCCGUGCACCAGGCGCCUACCGUGUCCGAAGCCUCGCGUGUGACCAGCUUUGAGACUGCUCGGCCGGGGGUCCCGCACACUGUGGCCGCAGUCUCCAGCUACACUCCCGCUGCUGUCCAGACUGUCCACGCCUCGGUUCCUACCGCCGUGACUGGUGCCGUACAUGUACCUGGUUACACCUACUUGCCACGCUACAGCCACCGCUACGAUGGCCGCGUGGCAACCACUCCUUACGUGGCACCGGUGGUGUCUACCGCCGUACACCAGGCGCCUACCGUGUCCGAAGCCUCGCGUGUGACCAGCUUUGAGACUGCUCGGCCGGGGGUCCCGCACACUGUGGCCGCAGUCUCCAGCUACACUCCCGCUGCUGUCCAGACUGUCCACGCCGCGGUUCCUACCGCCGUGACUGGUGCCGUACAUGUACCUGGUUACACCUACUUGCCACGCUACAGCCACCGCUACGAUGGCGGCGUGGCAGCCGCUCCUUACGUGGCACCCGUGGUGUCUACCGCCGUGCAUCAGGCGCCUACCGUGUCCGAAGCCUCGCGUGUGACCAGCUUUGAGACUGCUCGGCCGGGAGUCCCACAUAGUGUGGGAAGUGUGUCUAGCUACACACCCGCGGCCGUCCACGGGGUCCACACCGCAGUUCCCGUCGCGGUGACUGGUGGUGUCCAAGUGCCCGGUUAUACUUACUUGCCCCGCUAUAGCCACCGUGUCGAGCCCCAACCUAUUCGCUACCCUUACACCUAUGGUGCAACCCCGUACGGAUUCAGCUAUGGACGAAGGCUGGACACCGUCGGAUACGUUGGUUACUCCCAGAAAAGCUAGAUGGAGCCUACUGUCCUGAUAUUUUCCUCAAUGAGCUAUAUUUCUGUCGUCUUCGGGAACAGUUGCUUGAAUGCCGAGGCACUCUCAAGACAAGUUUGUCACU
Molecule: messenger RNA, 1564 nt
Organism: Dermacentor andersoni
Lineage: Eukaryota; Metazoa; Arthropoda; Arachnida; Ixodida; Ixodidae
Source: RefSeq, a predicted model, not a curated record